Trichomonas vaginalis G3 is the source of this 399-nucleotide messenger RNA. Its product is annotated as protein ubiquitination. The transcript has a single exon. The coding region runs from base 1 to 399 and encodes 132 amino acids. Lineage: Eukaryota; Parabasalia; Trichomonadida; Trichomonadidae. The record is from RefSeq and is a predicted model, not a curated record. Gene Ontology annotation, molecular function: protein binding.
AUGGCAGUAAAUAACGGUCAUCUUGGCAUAGUUAAAUAUCUUAUAUCUGUUGGAGUUAAUAUGGAAGCAAGGUGUAAUAUCAGGAAGCAUCCACAAUCUUGGUCAGGCAUUGAUGAUGGAAUCACAUCUUUACUUAUUUCAACUGAAAAAGGUCUUAUUGAUAUUAUUAAAUGUCUAAUCUCAUCUGGAGCUGAUAAAGAUGGAAAGGACAAUAGUGGCAAAACUCCACUCAUUUAUGCUUCCUUUUUGGAUAAUCUUGAAUUAGUUAAAUACUUUCUUUCGAUUGGAGCAAAUAUUGAAGCACAAGAUAAUGAUGGAUUUACUCCACUCAAUUAUGCUUCAAUGAACGGCAAUUUAGAAAUGGUAAAAUAUAUUAUUUCAUGUGGAGCAAAUAUAUAA